This is a messenger RNA of Chondrus crispus (carragheen), 2435 nucleotides long. RefSeq lists its product as hypothetical. Lineage: Eukaryota; Rhodophyta; Florideophyceae; Gigartinales; Gigartinaceae. Bases 1 to 2199 code for a protein of 732 amino acids. The transcript is spliced from 4 exons. The record is from RefSeq and is a predicted model, not a curated record.
AUGCCUCCCCUCCCCUCCCUCCCACCCUUUUACAGCCCCCUGGGUCGCGAGGCCCGCCAGCCUCUGGUCGAUCCCCCCCUCGGCCACGUGUCGUACACGUGUCGUCCACGCACACAGUGCUCAACUACUAGGUACAAGCCUCCUGCUUGUCUCGCACAGUACCCUUGGUACCCAGUGCCCGCCGCUGCCAGCGGCCAAAAACGGGCACGCACCAUCAGAUGGCGUUGUGCCAGCAACCCCUUUCUUGCCCUUGCUACCUUUGUUAGCCCACGCAUGUCCUCCUCCCCCAAAACCCGCCCCUCCUCCGCUGCAUUAUUGCAUCUUUCCAUACACCUCCAUAACAUCCAGGCCCAUCCCUUCCCUAUCAUGAAGCGCCGACGACCCUCCCCGCUCGCCACCCCUCUCCUCCUCCUCGCCCUGCUGCUCCCCUCCCUCCGCGCCCAGCCCGAGCACAUCGACCUGACAGACGACGACCCCACUAUCGCACGCCUCCUGAAUCUCAACUUUAACAGCACCCAAGUCUACACCGUCGCCUUCUCCGAUGCCGGCCAUGUGCGCGCGGAGUUCCUCAGCAACCAGCCCAUGGAAGACCUCGUGGACCACGGCCGGACGUAUAUCUUCCUGGCCGCCGCCGACAGCGGCAAGGACUCCCUCAUCUUCACGGACGGGUUCGCGUCCGACGUCCGCGCGGAGUUCAACAAGGAGACCGACGGCUUCGAAUGCUCGCGUUCCACCCCGUGUUUUCUCAAAGACGAUCGCGUCGCCAUCGACGCGCAAGCCGUCUAUACACACGCCACGCGCGCCGUCGUCUCGCUCCCGGUCACCAAAGACGCCCAGAUCAGCGUCACCGUGCGCAACUUGGAUCGCGGAGUUCUCUUCGGCGAGCAGCCCCGUAUGCUCCAGCCGCGCCUCCGCGGCUGGGUCCGCUUAUCCUUUGCGAAGGCGGAAGACCAGCUGCCGUGCCCCGGCUUCACACUGAGGGAAGAGGGGGAGGAAGGGAUUAAAAAGGGCACUUGGUGUUCGGGGAAUGGUCGGUGCGGGACGGGCAAGUGCAAUUGUAAAGAGGAGUACCGGGGGUUGGCUUGCGGCACGCAGGUAGAAUCGUUUGAAGAUUUGCGCGACGGGGACGGGAACGUCGCGCUUGAGCUGGAGCCUUUCGCUCGCAAAGUCAUCAGCUGGACGCAGAAAGAGGAAGAGUCGCGCGUGCAGAUCAUCUUGCGGACAGAGGAGGGGAGCAUGGACGAGAGGAACGAGGAGAAGACCAGGUUUAACAUGGCGUACAAGGUCCCUGAGGAAAACAACUCUCCGUACCUGGAAAACGCGAGCGAGCUCCCAUCGGAAUACGAGUUAAAAUCCAAUCUGUGCGGCAGCUUCAAGCAAGAAAAAGGUAAGCCGCCGAGUUACGCGUGCGUUCGGAAUGCGCCGCUGAAGAAGGAUGCAAUGUUCGUCAUCGGAUUUAUCACGGAAGCCAUCGGCACCGAAGAAAAGUCACCUAGCAAGGUCAAGUUCAAGUUCCGCGUAGAGCGUUGCGGUAUCGAAGGAAAUCAGUGCCUGCGCAUCGUCUCGGAGGACCAGCUUAAUUUUCCCCUCGUCAUUGUGCUGGUUUGCGGUGCGACCAUCUGCUUCACGGCGAUCGCUAUUGCUGUCAUGCUAUGGCUUGACAGGCAGCAUGGCUUCACCAAUUCGGUCGAUAGGCUCUCGGUCAAGGAACUAGAUCGCAUGUACCCCUCCCACCGGUUUCGGACAGCACCGCGAGCCCCGACGGACAGCGUGGCGGAGGAUGACUGCUUGAUUUGCUUGUCCAGGUUUCAGGAGAACGACGUUGUGCGCCAACUGGAAUGCGAACAUAUUUAUCACAGCGAGUGCCUCGACCCAUGGGUAACUCAAAACAAUGCCUCCUGCCCGGCCUGCCGCUGCGACGUGCGGAUACAAAGCCUCUCCGACCGCCGGCGACUACGCCGCGUGGUCACCUUCUUCCUAUUCCCCAUUGUGUGGGUGCGAAACCUGCGCGUAAGACAAAGCGGAGAGGCUAUCAGUGCGGACACCGGCAGCGCAAGCCCUCCUGACCUCGAAUCGGGCCCGGAGACACCCGUAUCCUCGGAACCUGAGCGUUUGAGGAGGCACGCGAGAGAAGGAGGAGAGACGGGUGAGGUCGAACAGCUAGAAGAAGUCAUUCAACGGCUGCCGGGGGGUACGUGAUCGUGUUGUGGAGACGUAGAUAUUUGUAGCACUGGUUUUCGUUUUGCAAGUGUUCAGGUCCGCGUGCCCAUGCAUCACUUUGUAGACAGUGCAUCGUCAGUUUGCAAUUCAACUGGUCACCGUACCGCGAUCUCCCAUGACGGUUCGGGGAUGCCCGCGCAUCGGAAAGGGCACCGAAAGGGGUUAGUCUAGCCCAACUUUAGACUAUGUCCAUUUUUAUGUAUGUAUAUGUACAA